ACACAGUCGACUAGAGUGGGGAAGAGGAGAGAGAAAGUUGAGAGCAAAAAGACAAUAUGGUUUAAGCAUUAAGGUGAGGCCAGGAUUUCCCUAAAAUCUCAAACGGGUGGUAAAACCCCAUAACCCCUCCUUAUCUUCCUAUCUUCUCCUUCUCCUUCUCCUUUAACACUCUCACCCUCCUUUCUUCUUCUUCAUCGUCAUUUUCGAAUUUUUCUCUCUGCAAUUCUGUUUUUUAUUUUCAAUCUUAACAAACAAAAAGAAAACAGAAAAAAGAAAUGGCCCCUAAAUCAGGUCGCAGUAAGGGGCACAAACCUAAGUCCGAUAAGAAGAAGAAAGAAGAGAAAGUUGUGCCUAGUGUUAUUGACAUUGUUGUGAUUACUCCCUAUGACUCCCAAGUUACCCUCAAGGGUAUAUCGACUGAUAAGAUACUAGAUGUGAGGAGAUUGUUAGCUUCGAAUGUAGAGACAUGUCAUAUUACCAAUUACUCCGUGUCACACGAGGUAAGAGGGCAGAAAUUGAAUGACAAAGUAGAGAUUACAUCAUUGAAGCCAUGUUUAUUGAAGAUGGUUCAAGAUGAAUAUAGUAGUGAGGCUCAAGCUGUGGCCCACGCGAGGAGGCUACUAGACAUUGUCGCAUGUACAAGUUGGUUCAACAAGCCCAAAGGGCAACGGCCCACAUCAUCUGACCACAAAUCGAAAAAGGUUAAGGCCCACAGUCCAACAGGGGUGGGACCCGCUCCAUCAAUGGAAGAGCCCCGCAUUCAAAAUGGACCGUCCGUUUCGGUUAUCUCUGAAGAAAAUGACAUGGCUGCUCUUCAUCCAACACCUAAACUCUCGGAGUUUUAUGAGUUCUUCUCUUUCUCUCACCUCACUCCUCCAGUUCUUGGAAUUAAGAGGUGUGAAAGAAAGUUGGAAGAGAAACGUGAAGGGGACUAUUUUGAGUUGCAGAUUAAGAUUUGCAAUGGGAAGAUAAUACAAGUGGCUGCAUCCACAAAAGGGUUCUACACCUUGGGCAAACAGUUGGUACAUUCUCACUCCCUAGUGGAUCUUCUGCAUCAACACAGCCAAGCAUUUGCUAAUGCUUAUGAUGCCCUUAUUAAAGCUUUUCUGGAACACAAUAAGUUUGGCAAUCUACCUUAUGGAUUCCGCGCAAAUUGCUGGCUUGCUCCACCUUCGCUUGCUGAAUCUCCAUUAAGCUUCCCUCCCUUACCAACAGAGGAUGAGAACUGGGGUGGAAAUGGAGGAGGUCAAGGAAGAGAUGGCGAGCAUGAUCUUCGACCUUGGGCUACUGAGUUUGCUACUUUGGCUAGUUUGCCUUGCAAAACCGAGGAGGAGAGAGUGAUACGUGAUCGAAAGGCAUUCUUGCUCCACAGUUUAUUUGUCGACGUAUCAAUCAUUAAAGCUGUAGAUAGCAUUCGCCAUUUGAUAGAAUCUGACUCUCUUGGAAGAGAUACCCAUGAAAGCCGUGUGGGUGACCUUUCUAUUAUGGUUAACCGAGACUUAGCUGAUGCUAACAUGAAGCCUGAUGACAAGUCUCUCUUCUGUGAGGUGUCUGAAACUUCUGCUAGAGGAGUUGUUCAGAGGAAUUUGAUUAAAGGGUUGACUGCUGAUGAAAAUGUGACUGUUCAUGAUAUUUCUUCACUUGGAACUGUCACUUUAAGGUAUUGUGGGUUCACUGCAACAGUUAAAGUUGUUGGAAAUGUCAAGAAGAAUUUUGAGCACCAUGAUAUUAAAAUUGAUGAUCAGCCUGAUGGAGGUGCUAAUGCCCUCAAUGUUUACAGCUUAAGGAUGCCCUUACACAAGCCUAUUAACGCUGAACUCUCUGGAGAAAGCGCAUCUCCCCUGCCACAUUCUGAUGAACUAGAAAAUCCCAGACCUCAAAUCAUUAAAAUACUUAACAAUAGCCUAGCUGAAUUAGAAGAGGAGGAAAAACCAGUGGAGGCUGAAGCGGGAUUUAGAUGGGAACUUGCUUCUUGUUGGGUGCAACAUUUGCAGAAGCAGGAAAGUGAGAAAAAUCCCAAGGAAGCUGGAAAUGAGAAAAACAGUGACUCUUCUGUUAAAGGUUUAGGAAAAGAAUUCAAAUCUCUAAAGAAAAGGGAGAAAAAGGCGAAUGGUGUGGACUCUUCAGAUGGACAGGAGGACAAUGAACCUCAAGUUUCUGGUCUAGAAACGAAUGGACUCAGCAAUGAUACUGUAGUUUCUGAACUGGAAAAGCUACUUUCUGAAGAAGCUUUCUUGCGUUUGAAGGAAACUGGAACUGGCCUCCAUCUUAAGACAGUAGAGGAGCUUAUCACUAUGGUUCAGACCUAUUAUGAUGAAGUUGCUUUACCAAAGCUGGUGACAGAUUUUGCAUCACUUGAACUUUCUCCUGUCGAUGGGCGUACACUUACAGAUUUCAUGCAUCUCCGGGGACUGAAGAUGUGUUCUUUGGGUCGUGUGGUUGAGUUAGCUGAGAAGCUUCCUCACAUACAAUCCCUAUGUGUCCAUGAGAUGGUCACACGUGCUUUCAAGUAUGUAGUAAAAGCUGCCGUUGCUUCUGUUGAUGACGUAUCACGAAUACCAGCAGCAAUUGCAACUUCUUUGAAUAUCCUAUUCGGUUCCUCUUCAUCUAACGAUAAUGAAAAUGCUGAAUUUCAAGAGUAUGAUCUCAAAGUUAAGUGGUUAAGGGCUUUCCUCUUUAACCGGUUUGGGUGGAAGCUCAAUGAUGAAUUUCUUCACUUAAGAAAGUUGGCAAUUCUCCGAGGCCUCUGCCACAAGGUUGGUAUUGAGUUGGUUCCAAGAGACUACGAUAUUGAUACUCCAAACCCUUUUAGGAAAGAUGAUAUAAUCAGCAUGGUACCUGUGUGCAAGCAUGUGAUUUGCUCUUCUGCAGAUGGCCGAACUCUGUUGGAAUCUUCCAAGGUAGCUUUAGACAAGGGGAAGCUAGAAGAUGCUGUCACGUAUGGAACAAAAGCUUUGGCGAAGAUCAUAGCCGUAUGUGGCCCUUAUCAUCGAACCACUGCUGGUGCUUAUAGUCUUCUUGCUGUAGUCUUAUACCACACAGGAGAUUUCAAUCAGGCUACCGUAUACCAGCAGAAGGCAUUAGAUAUCAAUGAAAGGGAACUUGGGCCUGAUCAUCCUGAUACUAUGAAGAGUUACGGGGAUCUUUCAGUAUUCUAUUAUCGUCUCCAACACAUUGAAUUAGCACUCAAGUAUGUCAACCGUGCUUUGUUUUUGCUCCAUUUCACGUGUGGACUAUCCCACCCAAAUAGCGCUGCAACUUAUAUAAACGUAGCCAUGAUGGAAGAGGGGAUGGGAAAUGUCAACUUUGCUCUCCGCUAUCUCCAUGAAGCCCUGAAAUGCAACAAGAGGCUCUUAGGAGCUGAUCAUAUCCAGACUGCUGCCAGUUAUCAUGCCAUAGCGAUUGCGCUUUCACUUAUGGAAGCCUACUCACUCAGUGUUCAGCACGAGCAAACUACGCUCAAAAUUCUUGAAGCCAAGCUUGGAUUAGAAGACCUUCGUACUCAGGAUGCAGCAGCGUGGUUGGAAUAUUUUGAAUCGAAGGUAAUAGAACAACAGGAACUGGCAAGAACAGGAACACCAAAACCGGAUGCAUCCAUUGCUAGCAAAGGGCAUCUUAGUGUAUCGGAUCUCCUUGAUUUCAUUAGUCCUGAUCAUGAUCCUAAGGGCGGAGAUGCUCAGAAGAAACAUAGGCGUUCAAAGAUAUUGCAGGCUGCUGAAAAUUCACAGGUUCAGGAGCAGGGUCAAGUGGCAAAUGGCUCAGUACAUGAAGAUAAUGACAUAAUAAAUACAGUUGUUGUGGAAGAAAGAACUGUUAGUAAGGAAGAAGAAGCAGAGGAACAAAUUCCUGAAGAAUCAAAUCAUUCAAAUGACAGUGAUGUUACUCUUGGUGAGCAGGUUGUUUAUGGAGAGGUAGUUGAUACAAGUUCAGACGAGGGGUGGCAAGAAGCCAACACGAAAGUGCGUUCUACAAAUAAUAAUGCGAAUGAGAACAAGUUUCGUAGAAGACGGCCUAAUCUGAAAGUAAAAGUCAAUCAUUCAAUUGCUAAAGAAAAUGGCCAAGUAUCUGGAGUCAUGCCUAGAGAACAGAGAGUGAUGAAUCUUACUAUGAACUUGAAGGAGUCUUCUCCACCGAAGAAAUCAAGAACUCAAGUUCAAUCGAAGAAAACUCUUACUGCAGCAAUGGCUUCAAAGGCAAUUUCGUAUAAAGAAGUUGCCAUGUCACCCCCAGGAACCAUUUUCAAGCCUGUACAGCAGAAGGAAGAAGUAAUAACAAAUGCAGAAGAAACCCAGAAAGUUGCUGAAACUUCUGAAGAAGGUAAAAAAGGCAGUGAUGAUGUAGAUGAUGUGAAUAUUUCCCAUGUAGAAGAAGAAGAAGAAGUAGAAGAUAAAGUUUCUGAUGACAGUACAACAGGGGAAACAGAGGUGGUUCCUGAAAAUGGAGAUAUGCCAUGUUUGGAUAAUCAGGAAAAGGCGGCCAUGGAAACAAAAGGGUCAAAGCUAUCAGCUUCGGCACCACCUUUUAAACCAACCACAUUUGGUGCGACUAACUUUUAUGAGUUCCCUCCUAUUUCUGCUAGGGUUGCAUGUGGUCCAAGGUCACCAUUGUAUUACAGAACAAACCAUUAUGUCUCACCUAAGCAAGUUGGUGCGACAGUCAUGAACCCUGAUGCACCUGAAUUCGUACCACAGAAACUGUCAACUGAUGCAAAUUCAUCCUCUGAUGAGCUAAAUGAUGGUAAAGAAGUGGUAAAGAAGAGCACAUCUGAGGCUGAAAAGGCAGAGUUAGCAAGACAAAUACUGCUUAGCUUUAUUGUAAAGUCUGUACAGAAGAGUUCUUCUUCAUCAGAACAUUCUAACGAAUCUUCUAGAACAGUGAAAAAGUCAGGAAAUUGGCAGAAUCCUUCAGAAGCUAUAGCAAAUGAUAGUGCAAUUAUCAAGAUUUUCCAAGGAAGUGAAGAGAAGAAGAUGGAUGGAGUUGUAAGAUCGAAUGAUCUCGAGAAAACGAACAAAGUUGGGGAUGGUGAAGGGUUUGUUGUUGUUUCUAAACGAAGGAGAAAUCGACAACAUAAUAUUGCUGCUAAUAAUGGUGUUGGGAACAAUAUAGUGUACAAUCAACCACAAUCAAUUUGCACUUGAAAAAAGUAUUCGAUUCUUAAGCAUCGUUUUAAUUAGUGGAUGUUAAUUUUGAUGGAGAGAGGAAGUAAAUCGUCUUUGUCGUUGAAGUGUCAAAUUGAUGGGAUGAUAUACUGAUGAGGAAGGAAGGAAGCUAGCUUCAUUGGGUUGAUAGUUAUGAUGACAAUGGAUGAAGAAGAUGAUGGUAUGUUUCACUCUUUUUGUAGAUGUUGGUUGGUUGGUUGAUUAAUGAAUUAUAUAAGUAACAUAAUUAAGCAAAUAAAUUACUUCUUUUUCUUUGCAUUUGUAUCAAAUAGUUUCAAAUUCAUGUGUAAUGAAAAAUAAAAACUUUGAUCA
Messenger RNA from Spinacia oleracea (spinach), 5471 nucleotides. RefSeq names its product protein REDUCED CHLOROPLAST COVERAGE 3. The transcript is spliced from 23 exons. Gene Ontology annotation, biological process: organelle organization. Gene Ontology annotation, molecular function: protein binding. The record is from RefSeq and is a predicted model, not a curated record. NCBI's taxonomy places the organism in Eukaryota, Viridiplantae, Streptophyta, Magnoliopsida, Caryophyllales, Amaranthaceae. Gene Ontology annotation, cellular component: cytoplasm. The coding region runs from base 276 to 5138 and encodes 1620 amino acids.